UUUAGCCCCACCCCCUGCAUCCGCCAUCUCCUGUUCCUACAUGGGAAGGCGGGCGAAUUUGAAAGAAGAGUAUAUUCGUUUACGUCCAAAAACAUAGAAAUUUGUAUAAUUUGUUUUAUACAAUUCCACAGAACCGACCAUACAGCAGAUUGGACCGUAUAAGUAAAGCUAAGGCACAACAACUUUAGUAUAACGUUGCAUGCAUCGUUUUUGUUGGUGUAAUCGUGGCAUUGUUCAUUUCUCGUGUGUUCGUCGUGUUGGCUAACGUUAACUGUCUAGCAGCAGUUUGCCGUUUCUGGAUCUGUAACGUUAUUGUCUUGCAAGAUGAGCAACAAAACCACACGAUUACCGUCGAGGAAAAGCAGCGAAGAAAUCAGAGAUUCAAACGGAAAGAGUCCACCACGAAGGAGGUCCUGCAGGUUGUCUGCAAAUGAUGAAAGUCUGGCCUCUAAAGUUGUGGCUCCACCUGUGGCUGUGAAACGGUCAAUCACUGUUAGGAAAAUUGCACCCAGGAAAACUCAGGCCCUGUCUGACAAUAACAAGGAGAAUGUGGAACGAUUAUCUGAAGUGCCGACAAAGCUGUCCAGAGUCUUGACAUCGUCCCCAGUUGUGGCAACAGUGCCCAAGACAGCUGUUCUCUCGCCCAUCCUGCCUCCUUCCUCUCCAUCUUCUCACCCCAAAAAAUCGGGGCAGGACCCCGUUUGGUCCCAAAAAGUGCGACGCUCCUACAGUCGCUUGAGUAUGGGGGAAAAGUCCUUUGAAAGCCCGAAAUCCUUUCAUGCACCUUCCACUUCUCCCAACAACCGAGAGACCCUGUUUGGUUUUGAGAGGCUUCAGACACCUGAGGUGAUGCGUAAAACUGAGGGAUCUAGAGUAGCUCCUCUGGGCUCUAUGUCCAUCUCACUGGGUUCUUUCAACAUGUCCGCUGCUGAUGACAGCACAUCAAACCCACCAGAAAUUGAUCAAAACAUCCCAGGUGUGUGCCUGGGGAAGAAGAAGACAACCAGGCGUAAGCGCAUACAACAGAUAAAGAUGUCAGAGUUGGACGUUCUUGCUGCAAAGAUGAAUGCUGAGUUUGAGGAAGCUGAAAGUUUUGAACUGGUUGUUGAAUGAAAUUUCUAAAGAGCCUCAUGCGCUCAGGACAUUUUCAGGACACGUCAUACCUUUCAACUUAUUACUUUUAUUAUUGUUCAUUAUGCUUACUGCCCGCUGUUUCUUCCUGUUUGCAAAAUCUAAACUUAGCAUGUUUAAAGAGAUCAAACAGUUUUGUUCUGAUAAUUUUUCUAAAUGCCACAAUCAUAAGUAAAUCUCUAAAUUACAAUGUUGAAAAACUUGUUGGUCUUUACUUUUUGGUUAUUUCUGUGUUUUUUGUUGUUGUUUUUCAUAUUUGAUGAAUCAGUUUUGUUAAAUUUUGUCAUUUUAAUAAAUAGCCUUUUGGAGUAGUAGCCUUUCAGAGUUGAAACUGCAUCCUUUUGUUAAAAGUUUCAAGUAUUUUUCCUAUGAUAAAAUGUCGGCAGAAAGGAUGAUCACUGGUAAUAUGUAAUACACUUUUCAUAUGACCUAUUUCAUAAAUAAUGUCUGGCUAGAUUACAUGUUUAAGAAAUGGAUAUAGGUAUUUCUAAAUUAUAGAUAAGUUGAACUAUAUACAUUACAAAUUUUUUUAAAUAUAUUUUUUAUUAUUUCAAACCAAGUACUAAUAGAAAUCAUUAUGAGCAAUUAUUGCUGCAUGUUGUGAUUUAACUAUGCUUCACCAUAGAGUAAGCACCUGAUCAUAUUAUUCAUAUGCGCAUCUGUUCUUUACUCUGUUCCAACAUGGUUUCAGAACAUUUGUUUAGUUGUAUGCAGUGUGAUGAGCAUGUCAAUACAAUCCAUCCAUCAUUAAUCUAACAGAAAUGGAUAAAGGUAUUUCUAAAUUAUAGAUAAGUUGAACUAUAUACAUUUCAAUUUUUUUUAAAUAUAUUUUUUAUUAUUUCAAACCAAGUACUAAUAGAAAUCAUUAUGAGCAAUUAUUGCUGCAUGUUGUGAUUUAACUAUGCUUCACCAUAGAGUAAGCACCUGAUCAUAUUAUUCAUAUGCGCAUCUGUUCUUUACUCUGUUCCAACAUGGUUCCAGAACAUUUGUUUAGUUGCAUGCAGUGUGAUGAGCAUGUCAAUACAAUCCAUCCAUCAUUAAUCUAACAGAACCUGAGUGCAUUGCAUGCUGAGGAGUCUGUACCUUGAAACUGGAUUAGCUGGCUAGCCAGGUUUUGUUUCAAUCCUGAGUUUUAGCUAUCACGAAAGUGACUUGGCUUUUAGCAGCAUUUAUUGCCAUAGUAACUUGUGCUGCACAGCUAACCCGCUCCAGUUUCUCUGCUGUUGUACUGCUGUGCUGUAGCACCACGUUGGAUUUUUCUGUCCCAGUGGAAUUCUCUGUCAUUUUAAAAUUAAAAUAAAGUACAUAAUAAACAAAA
This is a messenger RNA of Carassius auratus (goldfish), 2449 nucleotides long. RefSeq names its product cell division cycle associated 5 (gene cdca5). The transcript is spliced from 5 exons. NCBI's taxonomy places the organism in Eukaryota, Metazoa, Chordata, Actinopteri, Cypriniformes, Cyprinidae. The record is from RefSeq and is a predicted model, not a curated record. Gene Ontology annotation, cellular component: nucleus. Bases 325 to 1113 code for a protein of 262 amino acids. Gene Ontology annotation, biological process: double-strand break repair; positive regulation of exit from mitosis; mitotic metaphase chromosome alignment.